Molecule: messenger RNA, 1199 nt
Organism: Penaeus vannamei (Pacific white shrimp)
Lineage: Eukaryota; Metazoa; Arthropoda; Malacostraca; Decapoda; Penaeidae
Source: RefSeq, a predicted model, not a curated record
CAGCUCGUUCAGUAUUCGGAUAAACUUCACGUCCGCUUGCAUCUGUCUUUUGUGUGUGUGUGUGCGUGUACAAACAACAUGGCCCCGAUUCAGAUGUACGCCCCAUCCCCUGUGCAGGAACAAUCCGGCUCAGCGAGUGACCGCAUUGGCACAUUUAGAGGCUUUGAGGAACGUAAUUCGCACGAAAACCAUAGGCCUACUUUUAGCGAGGACAACCAGUGCUACAAGAUCGUGGUGGACGUGGAGGCCUUCAUGGCGAGCGGCGUGAGGUUCGACGUGGUGAACGAGAACGAGCUGAUCAUCGAGAGCUGCGCGGAGAACGGCGAAGGGAACUCCGCCUCGAGGAAGGGCUUCUACCGCCGGUUCCUCUUCCCGAGCCUCGUCAGCGUUGAUACUGUGCGCUCAAUGUUGUCCCGCGACGGCAUCCUCACCAUCACCGUAGCUAAGAAGGCAACAUCCGAUCUAAACACUGGAGACAUUUCGUAGCCUCCAAGAAACCAGAUGAACGCAGACGCAGAAUUCAGAGGCUCGUGUUGGGUAUGCUGCUAAAUAUCCAGGCUCCAGCGAAUGGGAACUAGAGAUGGAAUGAUCCUCUCAAGAAAAAUGAAAAGGGAUUCUGUACUUUGAUGUCCGUCCGAAGUUUCUGUCGACAUUACAGUACUGUUAAUGGGUUUUAUCCACCAGUUUGGACAGAGGGUGCUUUAGCGUAGAGAUCGGAUGCGGGUCCAUAAAAGUACCAUUCUUACCUGUGCUGAGUCUUCCAAUUCCAGAAAUCAGGUGUGUCUCUGAGAAGAGUCUGGUCGAAAUUUCACUCUCAUUAAGUCAAGAUUACACGAGAAAUUGAUAGACGACGAUAAUUUCAAAAUUAUCUAACACUUUCAUACACAAAAAUAAAUGCAUAUCUAUCAGUCUAGACAUGCAUAUCUACCAUACAGAUAGAAAACAUAAAUGUAUAUUUAUUUGAUAGAUCGAUAGAUAUGCAUUCAUUUCGGUGUAUAUGGAUGUCUGUUUAUACGAAUAUUCGUUGGGUCGGGCCUGGAACAAUUUUAACAAACCGGCCGCUUAUCUAUAUACCUCAGUAUCAGAUGUGCUUGAUGAAGAACGGCAGUUAGACCAGGUGUGCGUCCUUCCCAGACUAGGUAAAGCACGACUGUCUUCCAGAACUAUCAAGUGGAAGUGUAAAUGUUAUGUGUGCAAUA